Phasianus colchicus (ring-necked pheasant) is the source of this 6539-nucleotide messenger RNA. It is a transcript of the gene APPBP2, whose product is annotated as amyloid beta precursor protein binding protein 2. Gene Ontology annotation, molecular function: ubiquitin-like ligase-substrate adaptor activity; protein binding. The record is from RefSeq and is a predicted model, not a curated record. Gene Ontology annotation, biological process: proteasome-mediated ubiquitin-dependent protein catabolic process; intracellular protein transport. Gene Ontology annotation, cellular component: Cul2-RING ubiquitin ligase complex. Lineage: Eukaryota; Metazoa; Chordata; Aves; Galliformes; Phasianidae.
UGCUACCCUGAGAGGCCUCCAAAGUCUCCCAGCUACUCCAGCAGCUGACUGAGGUAAACAACCUCCACCCCCGGGGGGGGGCAAUUGCCAACAGCAGCCAGCUGCCUUUCCCCAAAUGAAAGCAAGCCACCAGAGCUCAGAAAACAAUUAAAGAACACCUGAAGACACAGAUAGGCAACAGGUUCCUCACUGCCACGUUCAUUUCUUCCCAGCCCCAUAACGCUUUUUCUAUAAUGAAGUGACGAAGAAUUAUACCCUUGAUAGGGGCGGGGGGGGGAAUAGCAGGCAAAGUGAAGCAUUAAGUCGAGUAUCGAGUUCUACACGGAGUGCUGAGCCCUGAGAUCCCGCCGCGUUCCCCCGGGCUGCUUCACACCAGGGCUCCCAGCUGCGGCUGCCCGCAACGCCCCUGGUGCGGAAAGCAAAUCAGCCCGAAAGAUAACGAGACGCUGACAAAACGCAGCGCUACUUGCACGUGGGGUUAAUUUACACAGAGAAAAGGGCGCUUUUAGCACAUAGCAACCAACGGGGCCCUUCGGACAGGCGAUGAGCUUCAGGUGCGGCUCCGAGCCGCGGGCACGGCCGUCCCUCAGCGAUGGCCGGGGGGGGGGCAGGCGCUGUGAGGGAGCGUUCGGAGCCCGCCCUGCCGCCCCGCGCCGAUCCCGAGCCCCACCGGGGCCGCAGGGUCGCUACAGCCGCAGCCCCGCAGCCCGCUCCUCGCACCCCCACACGCCGCAACCCUUCCCUCCUUCCUCCCCUCUCCGUCCCGCGUUCGCUCCUCGCGCCUCCCCAUCGCAGGCAGUUCAACCCCUCGCCUCCUCUCUUCCCCCCGCCGUCCCCGCUCCUGCCGCCUCUCCCUCCCUCCUCCCUGCCGGUGGGGCUGCGGGAGCCGCGAGGCGGAGCGGGCCGGGCGGGGGGUGGGGGGAAGGCGGCUCCGCACACCCAAGAUGGCGGCGGUGGAGCUGGAGUGGGUGCCCGAGACGCUGUAUAACACGGCGAUCUCGGCCGUGGUGGAUAGUUACGGGCGGGCCCGGCGCCGGGACAUCCGCUCGCUGCCCGAGAACAUCCAGUUCGACGUGUAUUACAAGCUUUACCAACAGGGCCGCUUAUGCCAACUGGGGAGUGAAUUUUGUGAACUAGAAGUUUUUGCAAAGGUGCUGCGAGCUUUAGAUAAAAGGCAUCUGCUUCAUCAUUGUUUUCAGGCUUUGAUGGACCAUGGAGUAAAAGUUGCUUCUGUACUGGCGUAUUCUUUCAGCAGACGAUGUUCCUACAUAGCAGAAUCAGAUUCUGCUGUAAAAGAAAAAGCAAUCCAGAUUGGUUUUGUUCUAGGAGGGUUCCUAUCAGAUGCAGGAUGGUAUAGUGAUGCUGAGAAGGUAUUUCUUUCCUGCCUUCAGCUGUGCACCCUUCACGAUGAAAUUCUUCAUUGGUUUCGUGCAGUAGAGUGUUGUGUAAGGUUGCUCCAUGUUCGAAAUGGCAACUGUAAAUAUCACCUGGGAGAAGAAACGUUCAAACUGGCUCAGUCUUACAUGGACAAACUUGCAAAACACGGUCAGCAAGCAAACAAGGCAGCACUCUAUGGGGAACUGUGUGCACUGCUUUUUGCCAAGAGCCACUAUGAUGAGGCUUACAAGUGGUGUAUAGAAGCUAUGAAGGAGAUCACAGUUGGCCUGCCUGUAAAAGUAGUAGUGGAUGUUUUGCGACAAGCUUCUAAGGCUUGUGUUGUAAAACGUGAGUUUAAGAAGGCUGAACAGCUGAUAAAACAUGCAGUAUAUCUCGCCCGGGAGCAUUUUGGAGCCAAGCACCCCAAAUAUUCUGAUACACUACUAGACUAUGGAUUUUAUUUGCUCAACGUAGACAAUAUAUGCCAAUCCGUUGCCAUCUAUCAGACAGCUCUUGAUAUUCGGCAGUCAGUAUUUGGAGGUAAAAACAUACAUGUAGCUACAGCUCAUGAAGAUUUGGCUUACUCUUCUUAUGUUCACCAGUACAGCUCUGGAAAAUUUGACAAUGCACUAUUCCAUGCUGAACGUGCUAUUGGCAUUAUAACUCACAUUCUCCCAGAAGACCAUCUUCUCUUGGCAUCUUCAAAGAGAGUUAAAGCACUUAUCCUGGAGGAGAUUGCAAUAGACUGUCAUAACAAGGAAACUGAGCAGAGGUUACUUCAAGAAGCUCACGACUUGCAUCUGUCCUCACUUCAGUUAGCUAAAAAAGCCUUUGGGGAGUUUAAUGUACAAACAGCAAAACAUUAUGGCAACCUUGGAAGACUGUAUCAGUCCAUGAGAAAGUUUAAGGAAGCAGAGGAAAUGCACAUCAAGGCAAUUCAGAUUAAGGAGCAGCUCCUGGGUCAAGAGGAUUAUGAAGUUGCACUGUCAGUGGGGCAUCUAGCUUCUCUCUAUAACUAUGAUAUGAAUCAGUACGAAAAUGCUGAAAAGCUUUAUUUGAGAUCCAUAGCAAUUGGAAAGAAGCUUUUUGGUGAAGGAUACAGUGGACUUGAAUAUGAUUACAGAGGUCUCAUUAAACUGUACAAUUCCAUUGGCAAUUAUGAGAAAGUUUUUGAGUACCACAAUAUUUUGGCCAAUUGGAACCGGUUGCGGGAUCGGCAGUUCUCAGUUACAGAUGCUCUGGAGGAUGUAAGCAGCAGUCCUCAAUCCACUGAAGAAGUGGUCCAGUCUUUUCUGAUGUCUCAGAACGUUGAUGGACAGAGUAGCUAAGAACUCGGUCAAUUAAUCAGUUAAGUUUUUUCCCAGAUUACAGGGGAGAAGUCAUACUGUGAAAUCUAAACCAUGUAGUUCUCUGGGGGCUGGAAUUUGCAUUGAAACACUGGUCCAGUCUACUGAAGAGUGCCCAUACGGAUGAAUGUGUGUUAAAUUCUUAUCAGCAUGUGUAUGGCAUGUUUAGUUCGGCUCACGUUUUUAACUUGGUAUUCCAGAAAACCCCUUCUUUUUUUUCUUUUUCCAAAAGAACCUACUUUGCAGAAAGUCUGCAAGAGAACAUUAAAUAAAACUGUUUGAGUUCAAAAGAGUUGCAUUCUUAUUAUGAAUGGAAGGUUUCAUCAAGAGCUUUCUUCUUCUGAUAGACAGAAUAAAUGCUAUACUACGAGAAAUAAUAUGAGAGAGGUCUCUCUAGUUUAUGCAUUUGUAGCAAAGUUAAUCACAAAUAUUAAGAAAAGGAAGGAUGCUUUGGCUGCUGCCUUAUGAAGAAAAGUGGCAAAGAAUCACUUCGGGGAGCAACAUACCAUUUGUGAUCCACAAUAAGUUGAUAAGGAAGUACAGACCGUAUGUUGUUUUUAAUAUCCUGAACUGGACCAGUGUUCAUCUGUAAGUGAUGGAAGAUCUAGUAGACCAGCAACCUUAGUUUUCUUUGGUACCAGCCAAGAGUGCUAAUCUUCAUAACAGGACCAGGAAAAUCAAAAGUGGACCAGCCUGCUAGAAACAGUUUUUGGACCAGUGGCUUUAAUUUAAUAUUUCUGCCCCUGCAUUCACUUUUACAGUAGAAUUAUUUCAUUUAGAUGUAUGACCAGUGCAAAAUUAUAUUCCUGUAAUAGAUACAAAACUAGGAAGUGAACGUUCUUUAGCAGUUGCGAUGGCAUGUUUUUACUUAGCAAGCUUAUACAGAUAUUAAUGUCAAUGCCACACGCAGAAACUAGAAAUGCUUAACUAUUUACUGCAGCCAUCUUUUUUUCUAUUAUUAUUUUUUUUAAUGGGCUUACUCUGAUAAUUGAGGCAGCAACUUGUUUAUACCAGUUAAUGGUUUUGUAUUACAAUCCAGGUCAAUUUUAUGUUUCUGGAGAACACAACUUAUUGUACAGUUUGCAGGGGUCAGUGGAAAAUGCCAAAAAGCACAACAGGUCUUUUUUUUUUGUGAUGCUUCAUUUCUACAUUAAACAAUAGUACAACCAGAAAUGGAUUUCCUUUAUAUUAAUUUAAAAAGCAGAAAUCAGCUGUAAACAUCCUUUAAUAAUGCCUAUCUCACUAGCUUGUCUUAAUUUUUCUUCUGUUGGGUGGGUGGGGGGGCUGCUUUGCUUUGUAGGUUUAUUUAUUUUAUUUUUUGCUUGGGUGUGUUUUUAUUUUUUAAAAUGUUGAGGUAAUACUCAUUUAAAGUGUAACAUAGCAAACUAGAAACAACUCACUGCUGUUACCUCCUUUCUUAUUAUAGUGGCGCAAACAGUGCCCUAUAGUUGGAUUUUGUCUCUUGGGUUUUCUCCAUCCCCCCUAUUUUCAGGGGUUUGUAACUUGGCCAUGGAAGUUCAGUCCAAGGUGGGGCUCAGCAAGCAAGGUUCCUACAGGACUUGGACUGGAUGUUUUGUUUAGGGUUUGUUUUUUCUUAAUUAGGUUAUAAAGCUUGGGACAGGAAAAGCUGCUUGAUGGUAUUCAAGAAAGAGUGCACAGAAGAAAUAAGAAAUUUCAGACACUGCUUUGAGCUUAAUGACUCCUUUAAGAACUGAAAUUUUCCAGGCCAAUAGUUCAUAUACCGGUGCCUUCAAGUGUAAUUUUGGGGGAAAAGGCUGAAUAAUACCAACUUGAAUAUGCAGUGAUAUGAUUAGUGCAGCUUUAAUGACUGCAUACUUAAAUAUUUCAAUGAAAGUGUUCCACAUUUAAAAACAACAACAGAGUGUGGUAUUAAGACUUACGUUGUAGUGUACCCUCAAAGGCUGUUCAAUGAAAAUUCAACUUAAAAUUAUGUAUGGAUUUAAUAUCUACUUUGUAGCAAUUUUUCUUGCAUAGGAGUGCUUUAGGUGAAAUAUUUCCAUCUCUGAAUAUCAUCCAUUAGGGCGGUAAUUAAUUAUAGAGUUCUUAUGAAUUCUUUUAUUUAGCCCUAUUUAAAACUACUUAAAUGAAGCUAACGUUAGUACCAGAAUUUGGGCAGGGGAACAUUGCUUAAAAUUGUCCUCAACAAAGUUGUGUUACUGCUGUAUUGCAGAAGGGUUUAACAGCUUCAGAACGGGCACCGACUUGCAUUUAUGAUGUCUGUUUGUGAAUGGCUUCCAGUCAGGCCUCUGCUUCCAGCUUCUGGCUAACAAAACUCAAAGGUCUAAAGAUUUUGACUGAAUUGGGGAGUGUUAUUUGACUGACACUGGUGAAAGCAGUCUAUGUGAAUCAUUGCUGUCACAUCAGCCCUCUAGUUUCUGUGUGUUUCAAGGGUUGCUUUCAAUUUGUGGCAAGUAGGAGAUCUUCCAACAUGGGGCAGGUUAGGGAGGUGUUCGCUUCUGAGAACUGAAAACAUGUUCAAUUUCUGUGAUGGGUUGCUUUAUUCUGUUUUCUUAGGCCUGCUGGGUGGAUGAACUUUUCUUUCUUUCCUCAAGCUACUUCGCUAGCGUGUUGUGUACUUUGAUGUAUUGGCUUGUCUAGAAGGGAUUCACAUCCUGAAAUCACCCCAAGUUCUUUUUGUUGGACUUCGGCCAAGAAAUGUGACUUGGAUAAGAGCAUGUGUUGUGAUCCUUGUGGAACUACUAGCAUGCUUUUCAUGUGACUAAAUCCUGACUUGUCUGUUGGGCUGAACUUCUCAAUGUAGCCCUUCAGCAAUUCCGUUUGUGCCAAGGCACCACGUUUGGAGAAAGGUAGCUGUGGCAACUGCUAAUGCUGUCAAAGCAGAGGAGCUUUGCAGGGCAACUUUGCAGCUGCCUACAAAAUGCUUUAUAACCUGCUCUGCAUGCCGUAACUUGGAACAUCCGCUGUCCUUGCUGCAGAUGGAGUCUCCAUGUGAUAACAUAAAACUGGCCUUUCUGACUUUCUGAUCUUGUUUUUGGAAGAAAUUGGCUGUCUGUAUUGGCAUGUGGAGACGUCUAAGACGUGCUGUUAGUUGUUACUCUGUUACUGUCUUUGCUGUUGUUUGGUAUCCCUGAGGAAGUAGAAAUCCAAUUGGAUGGCUACAGAAGAAGUAGAUGACUUGCUCACCCAUAAGGGUGGAAACAUCCCCAAUGUCUUUGAGGCAGAUUUCUAUGUAUUCAUUUAAUUUUAUUUAAUGACUUUGGCACUAGGUAAAGCUAAAGGAACAGAGUGCUAUCUACUAUGUUCUCUGUAUUGUGCAACUUUUCAGCACAGAACUUGCCAACAAAGACCUUGCACCUCCCUCCUGUUAGGUGUAGAACCAACAAACUCCUGUCCUAUUUUAGCCCCAGAACAAACUUUCCAUAGUGUAAGUACUGGGGAAGGAGGCUUUAUAGUUAGCCUUGCUUGUUAGGAGACCUUGUCCUUGCUGUAAUGCAGUUAGCCAACUACAAAAUGCUUGAUGACUUUGAUUAAUCAUUGCAUUUUAUAUACGCACAAUGCACCUACCACUAGGUGAGAUGGUGUUACUUGGUGCUGGUGUUAAAGAGAGAAGAUCUGGGGUUGGGACUCCAGUGAAGUGCAUCUUCAGAAUAUUUCUUAACGGUAAGUAAUCACAGAGUGAUUGGUUACAAGUGGUGAGGUGUCACUUUGUAGAAAGUUACUUUUACUAUUGUUUAAGCCCUUAUGUUUUUCAGCAUAAAGCUUUUGAAAUCAGUUAUUUGUCUCCUGUUUUAAUUGAACACUGCAAUUUGUAGAAAGGAAAGAAGGUAAUGUCAG